This is a messenger RNA of Iphiclides podalirius (scarce swallowtail), 576 nucleotides long. The record is from the annotation of a GenBank genome assembly. Lineage: Eukaryota; Metazoa; Arthropoda; Insecta; Lepidoptera; Papilionidae.
AUGUCUAGCCCUGAAAUUAAUAAAGAAUUGGAAAAGUACGGCUUGAAACCGUUUAAAAGGAAAAGAGCGAUACAACUAUUAACUCACCUGUAUAACCAAACACACCCAAUAAUAGAGCAUUGUUCCGAGGAGCUUAUUCCAGCAAAGAAAUUAAAAAUCAGCUCUCCAAAGAAGAGAAUAAAAUCGCCAACAAAAAGCAGUAGUCCAAGAAAAAGUAAAAGACUUUUAAAUAUUGGAUUGAGUAAAGAAAAUGAAAUAUGUUAUGAAGAAACGAAAGAUGUGCCCGACAUAAAAGAAAUUGAAUGUAGUUCAGACGAUUGGGUGUUUCAGAAAAGAGAGAAAGCAAAGGUACACUCAUGCCGGGUCCCUCUACAUAUUGCUUUCCACAACUACGUCUCAUGCCGACGUGGUUUGCGGGAAGCGAUUCUCCGGUACGAGCCGGUCAAUAUAGACGUCAUUCACAAGGAUCUCGUCUCCUACGGCUACCGGUACAACCCAAAGGAUCUAUUGAGGUUUUUGGAUAAGAAGUGUAUUACUGUUAAAACUGCGGACAACAACGCAAGGAACUGUAGAAAA